Messenger RNA from Plenodomus lingam JN3, 1632 nucleotides. RefSeq lists its product as uncharacterized. The record is from RefSeq and is a predicted model, not a curated record. Gene Ontology annotation, molecular function: 1,3-beta-glucanosyltransferase activity. NCBI's taxonomy places the organism in Eukaryota, Fungi, Ascomycota, Dothideomycetes, Pleosporales, Leptosphaeriaceae. Gene Ontology annotation, biological process: fungal-type cell wall organization; fungal-type cell wall (1->3)-beta-D-glucan biosynthetic process. Gene Ontology annotation, cellular component: plasma membrane.
AUGUGGAAGACGGUCAUGUGCGCGGCGGCUGCGCUGGCCAGCAUUACAAGGGCGGCAAGUUAUGAUGAUAUUCCCGAGAUCGAGGUCUACGGACAACAUUUCUUCUACACCAACAAUGGCUCGCAGUUUUACCUCAAGGGUGUCGCGUACCAACAAAAUUACUCGCCAAACGGGAGCACCAGCGCCAGCUCGGGCUAUACUGACCCGCUCGCUGACGGCGAUGCGUGCAGACGCGACAUCCCGUAUCUCAAGCAGAUCUACACCAACAUCCUCCGUGUCUAUGCCAUUGACCCGACCAAGAGCCACGAUGACUGCAUGGCACAGCUGGCCAGCGCUGACAUCUAUGUCAUUGCUGAUCUGGGAGAGCCUGGCACGUCGAUCCGGUCUAACGACCCCGAAUGGGACGUCACCCUCUACAACCGAUACACAGGCGUGGUCGAUGCGCUGCAAAAGUACAAGAACGUGAUUGGUUUCUUUGCUGGGAACGAAAACGUCAGUUCCGACAACCAGACUGCCGCUGCGGCCUUUGUCAAGGCGGCUGUCCGCGACACCAAGUCGUACAUUUCCAGCCAAAAGUACCGUAGCACGCUGGGUGUGGGUUAUGCCACUGCCGAUGUGCCCACGCGUGACGAGAUUGCCCACUACUUUGCUUGCGAGCCUGGCAAUGCCGGAAACGGAACUGCGAUUGACUUCUGGGGCUACAAUGUCUACUCAUGGUGCGGUGAAAGCAAUUACGCCGCCUCUUCGUACGGCGAGCGUGUGCAAUUCUUCUCCGACUAUCCCGUACCCGUCUUCUUCGCUGAAUAUGGAUGUAUCGAGGGCGUAACAGGAGGCGCUACCAACCGCCCUUUUACCGAGGUCGAAGUCCUCUACGGCAACAUGACCGAGGUCUUCAGCGGCGGCAUCGUGUACGAGUGGUUCAUGGGUGUGAACGACUACGGUCUUGUCUCACUGACCAACAACGACGCCAGCGUAUCGCCGUACCCUGAUUUCACGUCCCUGCAGAGCCAGUUGGCUACGGUUAGCCCGACGACUACGCAGAAGAGUGCCUACACGCCUUCGCACUCUGCUCCUGCAUGCCCUUCGGUGGGCGGGUCCUGGCUUGCGCAAGCCUCUCCUCUACCGCCCACAGUGAAUCCCCAGCUCUGCUCCUGUAUGGUGCAAAGCCUCCAGUGCGUCUACACGUCAGAUGACGAGGAGGCCUACAGCGAGGACUUUGGCUACAUCUGUGGAGCCGACGAAGCGUACUGCUCCGGCAUCGCUCGCAACGCUACCACUGGUGACUUUGGAGCUUUCUCGGGCUGCGACCCCAAGGACCAACUCGCUUUUGCAGCUAACCAAUACUACCUGGGCCAAAGCAGGCGUGCUGACGCGUGCCGCUUCAGCGGAAGGGCAUCGGUUCAGAGUGCGACUACGGCUUCUAGCUGUGGAGCCUUGCUGAGUGCCGUGGGGUCUGCUGGUACAGGCACGGUACCGACGGCGACGGGCCGGGGCACAGCAGCUGCCAGUUCGAGUUCCAAAGCUGGGGCCCCAAGUCUCAGCGCGGCUCGUUUCUUUGAGCAUACUGGACUGGUCAUGGGCGCGUACGUGACGGUGGCGGUGGGCAGCUUGCUGGGCAUGCUCGUGCUCUAG